UGUGGAGGUUGUAGUGCUAUAGCACUGAGCCGACUCAAUUGGGUGAAGGAUUCAAAAUGUCGCAGUGCAACUUCGCCAGACUGACUCACGGUCUUGUACGACCAGCGUGUAAGAGCGUAUAGAACAAAUAUCUUGGCUCACUCCUCGCAAGGUCGACGUCUUGAUCUGCUAUUGAUAUUCAUUUUUCUACCGGUUCUAGUUCCUCGCCUUUCAGGUUAUUACCGUUUCAGCCAGCAAGCGCAUCUCUUGGAAGAGGCGAAACAUGGUGAAGGAAACAGAAAAAGGGCAAGUUUCGGGCACGGCGGCGUCUUUUGCGCACGUCUGGCAGAGCGAGCGGCUCGUGUUCCGGGCAAUUGAAGACGACAACGAGGACAAGACGUUCCUCUGGAAACACAUUGACAACGACCCCGUCAUCGCGACGCUCGGCUUCGGGCGCCUCUGCGCGCCGUCGACUAAGAGCUCGCUGGCGCAGUCGGUGAACUCCAACAGCAUACUGAGGGUGUGUUUCUGUCUGAAGCCCGCCGCCGAGGAUGCGGCGGCGGCAGCAGACCAGAGGCUUGCGCCCAUAGGCAUCCUCAACAUGUGGCCCAAGUACCACGCGCACAACCGCGGCGGCGAGAUCUCCGUUAGCGUGUCGGCGCCGUUCCGCGGCAAGGGCUACGGCGGCGAGGCCAUCAACUGGGCGCUCGAUUGGGGCUUCCAGCGCGGUAACCUGCACUGCAUCAGCCUCGCGGCGUUUGACUUCAACCCAGGCGCCCUCGCGCUGUACCGCAAGCUCGGCUUCGUCGAGGAGGGCCGCAACCGCGACGCCGUCUACUUUGAGCGCAAGUGGCACGACAUCAUCUUGUUCAGCAUUUUGGAGGGCGAGUGGGAGCAGCUCAGGGCCCUUGGCAAAGACGGGGGCAGUCGGUAGCGGACUUAGCCGGCAAGCUCCGAGCCGGAGCGGCCGACUGCGAGUCCAUGACUCGGCAUUUUUAUAUCAUUAAUAGUUUUGUAGAAAAAUAUAUCAACUCCUCUGGCCGCGUUGGACCAGAUUUAUAGUCCAAAGACAACAGAUGAAAAAGACUCAAACGUCGCUGCAGAUCAGCGAUGCCAAGAUCAAUUGCCCACCCCUAAAAGCGGCAUUUGGC
Molecule: messenger RNA, 1130 nt
Organism: Lasiosphaeria miniovina
Lineage: Eukaryota; Fungi; Ascomycota; Sordariomycetes; Sordariales; Lasiosphaeriaceae
Product: acyl-CoA N-acyltransferase
Exons: 2
Coding region: 263-913 (216 amino acids)
Molecular function (GO): acyltransferase activity, transferring groups other than amino-acyl groups
Source: RefSeq, a predicted model, not a curated record